Molecule: messenger RNA, 1790 nt
Organism: Haliotis rubra (blacklip abalone)
Lineage: Eukaryota; Metazoa; Mollusca; Gastropoda; Lepetellida; Haliotidae
Product: flocculation protein FLO11-like
Exons: 8
Coding region: 87-1790 (567 amino acids)
Source: RefSeq, a predicted model, not a curated record
CUGUGGAACACACGGGUGAGAGGAGACCGUAAGACGUAUUCAGUAUCUGCGUAGCUUACACCCAACACUGACACAACGAGUAAGCCAUGUCGUCUCCAGCCAGGGAAUCAGUAUCCGAGCUAAGUAGUGAUUUCUCAGUCAAGCUUCCAUCUCCUAAAUAUUCGCCAUCCCCAAAGGGAUCAUCUGAUGACGAUAGGCCAGUAUCAUCUCCCACUCCGACAACUGUAGAUAAAACACUAGCAGCUAUUCCAGUGGGUAAAGCCAUAGCAACACUGGACACAACCAUGGUUACUUCAGCGCAUGCAUCUGUUCUCUCCCCUUCAUCAACAUUGGACACAACCAUGGUUACUUCAGCGCAUGCAUCUGUUCUCUCCCCUUCAUCAACAUUGGACACAACCAUGGUUACUUCAGCGCAUGCAUCUGUUCUCUCUCCUUCAUCAACACUGGACACAACCAUGGUUACUUCAGUGUGUGUAUCUGUUCUCUCCACUUCAACAACAUUGGGCACUGCCACAGAUCUCAAUGAAGUGCCUAAAAUCGGUGCUCAACGAGGUGUCAAGAGAAACGACUCAGAUAAAUGCACGAGUGUGCCACAUUCACAUUGUUUCCACAGUGAAGCACUUGAUGGUGAAAUUUCAAAGAAACAAAGAAAUUCGUCAAGCCAGCAGAAUCAUCUAUCAGAUUAUUCAGUCAGCGACUCUACAAAACCAGGGGACUUCACUGAACAGAGUAUUUUCUUCCAAUCUGAGCCCAUUGUGAAGCCUAGUUUAUCAAAGGAAUUAACACACAGCACCACUCCAAGCUUCCAACAGUCAAAGGUAAUAAAUACACAUCCAAUUCAGUUGUCACCAGACACAGUACGACAGUCAAGUCAGUUGUCACCAAACAGAAAUAUACAGUCAAGUCAGUUGUCACCAGGCACAACACAACAGUCAAGUCAGUAUUCACCAGAUAGAAUACAAAAGACAAAUCCGUUGUUCCCCGACAGAACACCACAAGAUAGACAAUUCUCACAAGAUAGAACACAACAGCUCCAUCAGAUGGCAACAGAUAGAAUACAACAGUCAAGUCCGUUGUUCCCUGACAGAACACUACAAGGAGGUCAAUUCUCAGAAGAUAGAGCACAACAGCCAAAUCAGAUGGCACCAGAUAGAACACAACAGUCAAGUCAAAUGUUCCCCGACAGAACACUACAAGAAAGUCAAUUUUCACCAGAUAGAACACAACAGCCAGAUCAGAUGGCACCAGAUAGAACACAACAACCAAGUGGAUUUUCACCAGAUAGAACACAACAGCCAAGUGGAUUUUUACCAGAUAGAACACAACAGCCAGGUCAAAUGGCACCAGAUAGAACACAACAGUCCAGUCAAAUGUUCCCCGACAGAACACUACAAGCAAGUCAAUUUUCACCAGAUAGAACACAACAGCCAGAUCAGAUGGCACCAGAUAUAACACAACAGCCAAGUGGAUUUUUACCAGAUAGAACACAACAGCCAGAUCAGAUGACACCAGAUAGAACACAACAGCCAGAUCAGAUGACACCAGAUAGAACACAACAGCCAAGUGGAGUUUUACCAGAUAGAACACAACAGCCAGAUCAGAUGACACCAGAUAGAACACAACAGCCAAGUGGAUUUUUACCAGAUAGAACACAACAGCCAGAUCAGAUGACACCAGAUAGAACACAACGGUCAAGUCAGAUUUUACCAGAUAGAACACAACAGUCCAGUCAGAUGUUCCCCGACAGAACACUACAAAACACUACAAGAAAGUCAAUUUUCACCAGAUAG